AUGAAAUUGUAUUCGAUAGCCGUUUUGCACAAAAAUACCGAUUCGGGAGAUGUUAAGAUCCUCAAAACCGCCUUCGAUUUGUCGAGCUUCAGCUUUUUCCAACGUGGAUCUGUUCAGGAAUUUAUGACAUUCACCGGGAAAUUGUUGGUGGAAAGAAGUGGAUUGGGAGCGAGAAGCUCGGUUAAGGUGAGCAUUUUGAGAUUUUUGAGCAAAUUUGGAGCAUUUUGAACCUAAAAAUGGUGAAAAUCCGAAAAUUUUGACCUGAAAUUGAGUUUUGGAGCAUUUUCAGCUCAAAAUUCUGAAUUUCAAGCGAAUUUGGAGCAUUUUGAGUGUAAAUUUGACCUGAAAUUAAAUUUUGGAGCAUUUUGAGCCCGAUUUUGAGAUUUUUGAGCAAAUUUGGAGCAUUUUGAGCACGAAUUUGACCUGAAAUUAAAUUUUGGAGCAAAUUUGGAGCAUUUUGAACCUAAAAAUGGUAAAAAUCCGAAAAUUUUGACCUGAAAUUGAAUUUUGGAGCAUUUUCAGCUCGAAAUUCUGAAUUUCAAGCGAGUUUGGAGCAUUUUGAGUGUAAUUUUGACCUGAAAUUGAAUUUUGGAGCAUUUUGAGCUGGAAAUUCUGAAUUUCAAGCGAAUAUGGAGCAUUUUGAACCUAAAAAUUGUGAAAAUCUGAAAAUUUUGACCAGAAAUUCAAAUUUUGGAGCAUUUUCAGCUCAAAAUUGAAAUUUUUGAGCAAAUUUGGAGCAUUUUGAGUGUAAAUUUGACCUGAAAUCAAAUUUUGGAGCAUUUUGAGCUCGAAAUUCUGAAUUUCAAGCGAAUUCUGAGCAUUUUGAGCAUAAUUUUGACCUGAAAUUGAAUUUUGGAGCAUUUUGAGCCAAAAUGCUCCAAAAUUUCAUCAAAAAACAUCAUUUUUGCACAAAAAAUCCCAAAUUUUCACAAUUUUUCAUCUAAAAACGUUGAAAAUCCCAAAUUUCCCCACCAAAACCUGAAAUUAAUUCCAGGAAAACGAAUAUUUGUGUCAUUGCUAUGUGCGGAAUGAUGGUUUAUCAGCUGUUUGUGUCACAGACGCCGAAUAUCAAUCCAGGGUCGCCAUGUCGUGUCUGGGACGAGUUUUGGACGAUUUUACUGCCAAAAUUCCGGCGAUUCAAUGGGUAAGCAUGGAAAAUGAGCCAAAAUUGGAGAUUUUUGAGCAAAAAUGAGCCCGGAAACGUGAAUUUUGCACUAUUUUUAGCCUAGAAUUCAUUUUGGGUCAAUUUCGCCCUGAAAACAUAGAGGUGUAAACGUGGAGCAUCGUUUGAAUGGAAAAACUACGAUGCUCCGCGUUCACACCCUCAAAAAACAUGGUUUUUGGGUCAAAAUCAGUCGAAUUUUCUGAUUUUUGCCUCGAAAUCCCCCAAAAAUUCAAUUUUCCACCUGAUUUUCUCUACAGCCAGCCAUCAAAACCGACAAAGAUUGCACAUAUAACGGUUUGGGUGAAUUGUUGGCGAAAUGGCAAAAUCCACGUGACGCCGAUCCGAUGACACGUGUUCAGGAGGAAGUUGAGGAGACGAAGAUUGUGAUGCACAACACAAUUCAAUCGGUUUUGGAUCGAGGCGAGAAAUUGGAUGAUUUGGUGAGUGUUUUGGGCACCGGAAAUUAAUUUUUAGGUGAAAAUUUGCGAUUUUUUGAUACCAAAUAUGCCCGAAAAUUUGAAUUUUUCAAUUUCGCGCCCGAAAAACAACGUGGCCGAACCUUUGAUAAAACUCGGUCAUGUGGUUUUUAGCGGUGUAAACGCGGAGCAUCGUAUAAGAAUCAAAAACUACGACGCUCCGUGUUUACACCUUCAAUUUUCGAGCGCGAAAAUUUGAAAUUCAAAUUUUUUUUUUGUGCCGAAAAUUUUCUGAUGAAAAUUUGCAUAGGAGAAUUUUUUUUGAAAAAUUUGAAUUUCUCAAUUUCGCGCCCAAAAUUCGACGUGGCCGAACUUUUGAGAAAACUAGGCCAUGUGGAUUUUCAGGCGCGAAAAUUUCAAAUUUUGAAAAUUGCUGGAAAAAAUUCAAAUUUUCUUAUCUAGCCUCCAAAAUUCCACGUGGCCGAACUUUUGAGAAAACUCGGCCAUGUGGUUUUUAGCGCGAAAAUUGAAAAAAACGUGGUGUAAACUACGACGCUCCAUGUUUACACCUACAAUUUUCAAGCGCCAAAAUUUGAAAUUCAAAUUUUUUUAAAUCAAAGCUAAAUUUUCUGAUAAAAAUUUGAAUUUUUCAAUUUCGCGCCCGAAAAACAACGUGGCCGAACUUUUGAUAAAACUCGGCCAUGUGGUUUUUAGCGUGAAAAAUUCAAAUGUUCCUAUUUCGCGCCCGAAAUUCCACAUGACCUAACUUUUCAAAAAACAAGGCCAUAUAGAUUUUUAGCGCUGAAAAGUUCAAAUUUUCUUAUCUAGCCUCCAAAAUUCCACGUGGCCGAACUUUUGAGAAAACUAGGCCAUGUGGAUUUUUAGCUCGAAAAGUUCAAAUUUUGAAAAUUAUUGAAAACAUUCAAAUUUUCUAAAUUCGUGCUCAAAAUUCCACGUGGCCUAACUCUUCAAAAAACUAGGCCACCUCAAAUCUAGCCUUAUUUAGACUCAAAAAUUCCCAAAUUUCAGCCUGAUCCCAAAUUUUCAGCUUCUUUUCCAACCCAAAAUUAAUUUCAGGUCAAAAAAUCGGAGAAUUUAUCGGAUCAAUCGAAAUUGUUCUACACACAGGCUCGAAAAAUGAACAAAUGCUGUAAUUAUGUCUAA
Molecule: messenger RNA, 2745 nt
Organism: Caenorhabditis angaria
Lineage: Eukaryota; Metazoa; Nematoda; Chromadorea; Rhabditida; Rhabditidae
Source: the annotation of a GenBank genome assembly